Stylonychia lemnae is the source of this 507-nucleotide messenger RNA. Lineage: Eukaryota; Ciliophora; Spirotrichea; Sporadotrichida; Oxytrichidae. The record is from the annotation of a GenBank genome assembly.
AUGAAAAUAACCUUUGAUGAGUAUUUAGCUGAAAGAAAUAGGAAACAGCUUGAGUAGAUAUAAGACAUCAAGGAUAGAGAAGCUAAUCUCAAGAAAAUUCCAUUUAUUGAUCAUCUACCUAUCUACGCUCUAGUUUAGUCAAGACAUGGCUAACUAUUGACUUUCAGACGAAUUUUCUGGCAUGGAGUGGCUCUUUGCCCAGUUUAUGCAGCUAUCGCUGGCUUGUUCACAUAUUUCAUUAAUCCUUAUUGCCAAGAACAUAACAGAGCAGGCCUAUAGAUUAUUUCUCCUGAGUAAAGAUUUAAAAACUACUUAGACGAAAAAUAUCAUUUGUUUGAUAACUCUCAUUAGGAAUUUUACAGAUAAAUGCAACCAUAUAGCGAUAGAUAAGAUAGAAAAAAGCUGAAGAAGUUUAUGGAUGCUAGAACGAAUGAGCAUGAGACUAACCUCCAUGGCAUUUUGAAAGACAACUAUGAUAUAGCCCAUAAUAAAAAGAAAAAUGAAUGA